Yarrowia lipolytica CLIB122 is the source of this 1806-nucleotide messenger RNA. RefSeq lists its product as uncharacterized. Gene Ontology annotation, biological process: sphingomyelin catabolic process. The record is from RefSeq and is a predicted model, not a curated record. Gene Ontology annotation, molecular function: sphingomyelin phosphodiesterase activity. Lineage: Eukaryota; Fungi; Ascomycota; Dipodascomycetes; Dipodascales.
AUGCUCAACAAGCUGAUACAGGUGGUUUUGGGCACCGUUGGCCUUCAGUCGGCUCUUUUAGGGCCUCCCAGUCUCUCCAACGAGCUGCAACUCGGCUGGGUCGAGUCCCAGGUGGAAUCGCUUCUGGGGGCCUCUAACGACGAGUGUAGCCGGUGCAAAAACUUGCUGGUACUCGGAAACAAGCUGGCCAAGCUUAAUCCGGCUCUGAUUCCGCCGAUUCUGAUUCGACUGUGCGAAAAAUACAACUGGAAAGACGACUGUGAGGUCUAUAGAGACGACACUCUUGCGCGGGGAGCCGUGGGACGCCAUAUCGCUAACGUCCUGUCUCUGAUAGACCCCAGGGGCGUUGAUGGAACCAAUAUUUGCUGGCAUUUUGGCAACGACGCCUGCGAGUUUGAGAUGCCGCAGUUCGAGCCACAUCUCAGCUCCUGGUGGGGCCCUCGACCGGAGGAGCCAAAAUCCGCCGGGGUGAAAAGCGAAGGUACGACGUUCAACGUGCUUCAUCUGAGCGACAUUCACAUUGAUUUGAGAUACAUGGAGGGGGCAGAGGCCGAUUGCAACAGAUACAUGUGUUGUGUUCCCGAGUCUGUGAACCAGAACAGUCCGGACAAGGUGGUUGAGCCUGCGCAGAAGCUUGGAACGUACCAUUGUGACACGCCUCAGAUUCUGCUAGAGAAAUCGCUGGCGCACGUGUCGUCAAUUGCCUCUCGGGUCCCGUUUGACUUUGGAGUUUUCACCGGCGACAUGAUUUCCCAUGAUACAGACCGGUUUCUGAGCCUGUCUCUGACGCUGCAGAGUGAACAUGAGUGCUACUACCAGAUGAAGAAGCAUCUUGGAGACCUGCCCAUUUACCCGACCUUUGGCAACCACGAUUCGUAUCCAUACGCCCAGAUGGCCCAGAACUCUUCGGGCUUUGCACGGGAGUUUGAGUGGAAUACAGACCUCAGCUCCCGCAUGUGGAGAGACUACAAGUGGAUCAACGAGGAGCAGGAGGAGCAGGCCAGACACACGUACGGCAGUUUUGCAGUGACCACAAAGUCCGGCUUGCGCGUCAUUUCGCUGGACUCCAACUUUUGGUACGAGGAAAACUACUACAACUACUGGAACAUUAGCAACCCGGACCCCAGUGGGAUUUUCAGAUGGCUCACCAAUGAGCUUUUACAGGCCGAAGAAACGGGCACAAAGGUCUGGCUAGUAGCCCAUGUACCUACAGGAGGAGAUGCAGACGCUGUCCCUUGGGGAACAGAGGUUCUGAGACAAAUCAUUGUACGGUUCUCCCCCCAUGUGAUUGCAGCCAACCUGUUUGGACACACCCACGCCGACCAGUUUGGAGUCUACUACGACUCUUCCAACGUGUCUUCCCCAACCGAGGCGGAUGCCGUAUCUGUCGCCUGGAUUGGCCAAUCAAUCACUCCAAUCGACAAGUACAAUCCAGCCUGGAGAUACUAUUCGGUGGACUCCAAGACAUUCGAAAUUAUGGACUCACACAAUUACUAUUCUCCCUUGAAUGAGACUUACAACGUGGCUGAGCCCAAACUCGAGUGGAAGUACCUCUAUUCGGCCAGAAAGGCGUAUGAUCCCGAUCGCGAAUGGCCCGACGACGCUCCCCUAAACGCCACAUUCUGGCACAGAGCCGUGAAGACGUUUGUGGAUGAUAAGAAACAACGACAGGUGUUUUUUGACAACUUUUCCAGACUCUCGCCAUACACCAGAGUUUGCAACACCGACGAGUGUAUCAAGCAGAUGAGAUGUCAAAUGGUGGGUGGAACCGUUGACGAAAUCAAGUUGUGUUUGAGGAGACCAUAA